Molecule: messenger RNA, 417 nt
Organism: Medioppia subpectinata
Lineage: Eukaryota; Metazoa; Arthropoda; Arachnida; Sarcoptiformes; Oppiidae
Source: the annotation of a GenBank genome assembly
ACCGCCCGUUUUGAGCGUAAUGUCAAAAAGACUGUCGAGUUUACCAAAGCGUUGACCGGGUUUAGGGACGUGUGCGACAACGACCAAAUCGCCCUGGUCAAAUACGGGGCCAUCGAUGUGAUCAAUUUGCGCUCGGUCUCCUAUUGGGACAACGAGAAUGACUGCUGGAAUGUGUCACUUGACAAUGACAACAUAGUCAAACUGCCACUCUCUGUGUUCAAUAUCACAACACACACUCCUAUGUAUAGCGCGUUUAAAAUGUAUUUCCAAUACAUGUGCGCCGAGUGGGACACCGACCCGAUCAUUGUUGAUUUGUUAUCGGCUAUAGUUAUAUUCAAUCCAAACCGUCCGGGACUGACCCACAAGGAUGUUGUCAAAUUUCAACAGAAGACAUACAUGUAUUUACUUCAACGAUAU